Molecule: messenger RNA, 5087 nt
Organism: Dendroctonus ponderosae (mountain pine beetle)
Lineage: Eukaryota; Metazoa; Arthropoda; Insecta; Coleoptera; Curculionidae
Product: solute carrier organic anion transporter family member 5A1
Biological process (GO): transmembrane transport; sodium-independent organic anion transport
Cellular component (GO): membrane
Molecular function (GO): protein binding
Source: RefSeq, a predicted model, not a curated record
GACAUUUAGCGUUUCAGUGACAAACAGCUGUGUGUUCGUGGUUUUUGUAGAGUUCGGAUCUGUGACAUUCAAAACAUUCUUUUUUGUAAACUUUUGAAAGAACAAUGUUUCAAUAUAUUGCUGUGAUCUCAAAAGGGUUGUGAUACUAAGGAAUUAGAAGAAAUUCACAAUUUUUUACCCGAUUUUAGCAUGGUCCAAAGAAGCAUUGACCCUAGGAUCACUAUCAAAGGCAGCUACUACUAACUAUGGUAUUCAGUCUUAGUUUUAUAAAGUAAGAUCCCAAGUAGCUACGGCUUCAAGAUGACAAGCGAUAAAGGGGUAGUGGCGGCAAGAGUCAAUGUAUGCUAUGACCGGAUUGUACUCGGAAAGUAUCCCAGAGGAACACGCUGAAACAUGUUCUGAUGAUCUUGGCACUACCAAGUGUACCACUGCUUUUUGUCAUGGUACUGACACUGUUGUUAAGUGUCAUAGCAGAAAUCCUUCAUCAGGAUUUGACCCUCAUAGGACUGUGCAUUCGGCUGUCGGAACUAUGGGCCGAACCAACGAACCACCUGUGAUACUGAGAGAUUUAAAGGACUGCGGCAUACUUGGUUUUAGACCUUCCUGUGUACAAAGUUUGGCUAGUAUAAAGUUUUUCGUUUUGCUGCUGUCUUUCCUGGUCACUCUGCAACAAGCGCUAAGUUCUGGAUAUAUCAAUUCUGUGAUAACAACAAUUGAAAAACGUUUUGAGAUACCUUCAAGCCUUUCGGGGCUUGUGGCAUCUUCUUAUGAAAUUGGAAAUGUGAUAACAGUGAUAUUUGUAAGUUACUUGGGAAGCCGCCGGCAUAUACCAGUAUGGAUCGGUGUUGGAGCGGUUAUAAUGGGGAUAGGUUCUCUUAUAUUUAUGGUUCCGCACUUUAUAGCGGAUGAAAAUAUUGAAGUGACUGAAGUGAAUAACAGUGAAGAUAAUAUGUGUCGCGUAGUGACUGUUCAUGAACAGGAUAUGGGACUGGGACGGUUAUCUUCAAGUUUAUCUUCACCACCUUUAGCGCCUAAUAAUAUUCGUGGAGACAACUGCAUUCAGGGAUCUCCUUCAACGACUGGACCCGUAUUACUAUUCGUUUUAGCCCAACUUCUCUUAGGCUGUGGAGGGUCUCCCCUCUUCACCCUAGGGACCACUUACAUUGAUGACCAUGUUAGAUCUGAAAGUUCUUCUAUUUAUAUUGGUUGCAUGUACAGCAUGGCAGCGUUUGGUCCAGUUCUUGGUUUUCUACUGGGCGCAUAUUUGCUCUCCUUCCACAUGGAUUCAUUUUCGAAAAUAAUUUCAAUUAAUGCUGGAGACAGCAAAUGGGUUGGCAUGUGGUGGGGAGGGUUUUUACUCUGCGGAUUUCUGCUGGUAAUAGUGGCCGUUCCAUUUUUCUCAUUUCCCAAAGUGCUUACUCAUGAGAAAGAGAAGAUCCGUCUGAUGGAAAAAGAGGCGGCGGCAAAUGGAGCCGGUACUAGUGCAGCUAAUAAAGAUAAAGACAAACAAGUUAAUACAAAUACCAUGGACGACAAUGCCUACGGAAAAGAUAUUAAAGAUAUUCCUAGAUCUAUGUGGAGAUUGGCGUCGAAUCCCGUUUACAUGGUGACCUGCUUAGGCGCAUGUAUGGAGCUGAUAAUAGUUUCGGGAUUCGUUGUUUUCCUUCCUAAGUAUCUUGAGACACAAUUCAGUUUAGGAAAAAGUCAAGCAAGUGUAUUCACUGGCUCCAUCGCUAUACCUGGAGCUUGCAUUGGUAUCUUCAUGGGCGGUUUGAUACUGAAAAAAAUGGAACUGCGUCCAAAAGGGGCCGUUCAGUUCGUCUUAAUAUCCAACACAAUUUGCCUAUUCUGCUAUGGCCUACUUUUCUUUCUCGGGUGCGAUAACUUGAAGAUGGCGGGGACUACAAUUCCAUAUUUCAACAGUACGCAACCUUUUCAAGUCAAUUUGACUGCUUCGUGUAAUUUUGGUUGCGAAUGUAGCAUGAAUGAUGUCGAACCUGUUUGUGGAAACAAUGGGCUGACUUAUUUUAGUCCCUGUCAUGCGGGAUGUACAUCGAUUUUGAGCUCCAAUUACACCAACUGUGCCUGUAUUCAUGGAAAUAUGAGCUUGAAAAAUGGAUCUUCCAUAAAUUACGCUUCUCCGUUAGAGAAUGAUUUCUCGGAGGUGACCAUUGUGCCUGUAGCUACGGCAGGACCAUGUAAUUCACAAUGUCAUACCAUAUAUCCAUUUUUAAUAUUACUAUUUUUUAUGACAUUUAUCGUGGCAAUCACGCAGAUGCCUUUAUUGAUGAUAGUAUUAAGAUCUGUUAGUGAAGAAGAAAGAUCAUUUGCUUUAGGUAUGCAGUUUGUGAUAUUCAGGUUGUUUGGGUAUAUUCCAGCUCCCAUUCUUUUCGGAAACCUUAUCGACUCCACUUGCCUGCUUUGGAAGAGCACUUGCGGCUCAAAAGGAGGACGUUGUCUUCUAUACGAUAUAGAGCAAUUUCGCUACCGAUAUGUGGGCUUAUGUGCGGGAAUAAAAAUUCUUGCAUUAGGAAUAUUUUUAACGGAUUGGUGGCUUGUACGUCGAAGAAAAAUGAUUGACGAAGAUAAGGUCAUAUCUGCAAAUGAAAUUGUAGGAUCAAUAAUCAGUUUAGACAAGCUAUUUGCUGAAGGACUUCAUAGUCGAGGUCACUCACGUUGCCAUUCACGAAAUCUCAGUUCUGCAACAGCACAUGAUUUUCCUCCACCUAACUCACCGAAAACAAUGAAGUUAGUGAAAGAAGCACUGGAAGCACACGUAGCUGCUAAAGCCUCGAUGGCAGCUACUGAAUACAAAAAUGAGUUUUCUGAGAACGAAACUGAUCCUGGUCUUAAACGACGCCACAUUUAGUGCAAUCAAUCUAUAAUUUAUUCCUGCCUAUUUGAGUUACUUAAAGUUUUAGUUGCUCUAAUUUAGUUUAGAGUUUAUGUAUCUUAGCAAUCACUAGAACAUUUUUUCAGUGACAGGUUCCUCUUGGUGUACAAACGCGAACUGGUAUUUUACCAAUUUUUGUCAAUAAAACACUAAUUAAAUUUAAGGAGUAUUAACGUGGAACAAAUUCUAAAUGCGCUAACAAAUAAGAAACUGUCUAUAUUUAAUGUAUGCACACUCAGGGAUCUGUCCUUGUAAAUGUAAGUACAUGAAUUUUCUCAAUAGAUUUAAACUUGAUGUUGAAUUUAUUACACAUCAGCGUUGUUUCGAUAUACGCCACUUGGUCGCUCAAUUAUUAAAAAUAUUUAAAAACAAUAUAAUUAUUGCUAACGUAAGGAAUCCAAAGUUUGUACAAUAAUUGGAACAAUAUAUAUUUUUUACUAAACACUAAUUGGAUAAUUAGGUAAAUUGUUAGCAAAAUAUAUGGAAUAAUGGUAAUCUCUUUUAAAAUACUUGGCUGAUCUUACGAAUUAUGUCCCGAAUGGCAAUAUUUCCACAAACCACAUAUCUUCCAAAAAAAUUGUUACUAAUUAUCGCGUAAUUUCUCACAAGCUUCUAAAUUUUACACUCAAUAGCUUUAGCAGAUGUUUCCUAAUACUAAAACUUAAUUUUUAAUUUAGAUCUAUACCUAGUAAUACAUUUAGUUCAUUGCCAUCUAUAGUAAGUUGACUGCAUUUAAAAGAUUUUAAAGUAAUUUAAAUUUUAGUGUAGCUCACUUACAUCUUAUAAACGAUUAAGUUUGACUGUUGACUUCCUCACACACCCGUAUAUUUUACGCACAUGUCAAUUAUGUUUGAAAAGACUGUACUCUGCAUAUCACAUAUGCCACACUUUUGGCAUUCUCAAAACGAUCUUGAAUACUUAAUAAAAAAUAUAGUUUUAUUGUUGCUAUAUAAAUGCAUCAAAUUUAGUUAGUAUAGCUUGCAUAGUUUCAGCGCAUAUGCUAUAAGUAGCAAGUCAACAGUUUCGUCUUCAAAUAGAAUUGUAAUGUGUCCAUAGCUAUUGUUGGAACACGUUUUUACUUCACCGAUUCACCGUGAUCAUUAAUCAGAUGAUAAUAAAUUUUCUCAUUACUUUAUUCUUCAGUACAGUUUGUCGAAAGUGAUCUCCCCAUGAUUUUAAGGUACUUACGCCUAUUAUUAAGGGUUUAACACAACAUUAAUGGAGCUUAUCAAAGUGUGUUCUAACUGAAUGCAAACGGAGUAAGUAACAUUUUGAUUCGUGGAAACAUUUGCCUUUGAAAUUGUAAGACAUUUCAUUAAAGUUAAAAUCAUUUUUUUGAAGAAUAAUUGCUGUAAGAAGAAAUCGUGCUCAAAAAUAUUCAAUAACUAAUUAACUUCAUGCUUUCAGAAUUUGAAAAGUUUAUUUGGACAGGGGUGUUAGACAAAUUGUUGUGAUUAAUCACAAGGUAUUUGAUUUUUAUCGAACUGGAAGUGUUUCCUGUUUUCCAUUUAUGUGACACUUGCAUUCAGCUUCAUUGCAUUUUUUAUGUAAUGUUCAGCUACAUUCCAUGUAUUGUAUCUUUAUAAUCAAUUUGUACUUAUGAGUAUAAAGUCAGGUUAUAUAUUGCGCCAGAAGUAUGCAGCAAGCUGUAUUCUUUUGUAAAAUGAAAUCACAGUUUAUAGAAAUUAAUUAUAACAAAUUAAUAUUUUUCUGUAAACUUUGAUGAUUGCAAAUGUUUGCAUUUGAUUUUAUCCUUGCAUUUUUGUGAAUCUCAUCAAUUUUAGAUCUGUAGUGCUUUACUUCACAAGUACUUUAAAAUAUAUUAAAAGUCCAAAUUUAAUAAUUUAGUACAGCUCAUCUUUGAUAUUAACUUGAUGAUAUUUAUUUUAUAAUGUCGCGGAAAUGCAAGGAAUUUUAGCUGCUUUGAAUACAAUAUUUUCAAUUAAUCGAAACUUCUCAGAAAGGACUAAGGAAUGAAAUUAAGCUCGAAUAUUGUAAAUCUUAAAAUUUACUCGAAAGCAAUAUGGCAAUUAAGUGUGAUCGAAUGUUUGAUAUUAUGAAAAAGAGAAAGUGUAUUUAGUAGAGGUACAAAUAUUUAUUCUUUUUUUAUUUUAAUAUCAAUGUGUUUUAUUUUUGUUAAUGAUGAUUUUGCUUAAGUUUGUAAUGUGGUUUUAAUAAAACACUUAGGAGUAAA